Cyprinus carpio (common carp) is the source of this 747-nucleotide messenger RNA. RefSeq lists its product as uncharacterized. The record is from RefSeq and is a predicted model, not a curated record. NCBI's taxonomy places the organism in Eukaryota, Metazoa, Chordata, Actinopteri, Cypriniformes, Cyprinidae. The transcript is spliced from 3 exons. The coding region runs from base 20 to 727 and encodes 235 amino acids.
CAGUGUUUCAGUGUCAGUGAUGGAGGGAGAUUCAGUCACUCUACACACUGAUGUUAAAAUAAACCAACAAGAAAAGAUUAAGUGGUAUUUUAAUGACACUCACAUUGCUUACAUCAAUAGAGAUCUCAGUGAUAUCUGUACAGAUGUUCAGUGUGAAGGUGGUGAUGAGAGAUUCAGAGGCAGACUGAAGCUGGAUCAUCAGACUGGAUCUCUGACCAUCAUGAACAUCAGAACCACAGACUCUGGACUUUAUACACUUAUGAUCAUCAGCAGCAACAGUGAUAGUGAAAAGAUCUUCAAGGUUACUGUCAUUGGUGUUCCUGCUGCUGGACUAUGUGAAGUGAAGGAGAGAGAUAAUGUCACUUUAGAUCCUGGUGUAAUAAAAAACCCAGUCGAUUCGAUGACAUGGUCUUUUAAUGACACUUGCAUCGCUGAAAUCACUGGAGAUCAGAGUAAGAUCUGUACAGAUGAUCAGGUUAAUUAUAGUAAUCAGAGAUUCAGAGGCAGACUGGAGGUGAAUCAAACUGGAUUCCUCACCAUCAGGAACAUCAGAACCACAGACUCUGGACUUUAUCAUCUACAGAUCAACAGCAGCAGAUUCAGCAUCACUAGGAGCUUCAGAGUUACUGGGGCGCAGUGCAAGGAAUGGACCAUAAAGAUGCUUGUGCACCAUCCUCAGGAAUACGUGUCACUGUUUUCCGUGGCUCUAUCAAUGUCUCUGAUUUGAUGCAGGAUAUUUACAAAGGG